CACGCACAUGGCAUUACUGCCAUAGCCCACCACCUCCUUAUACACAAUUCGGCCGUGUAUAAAACGCCGAAAAAAAUUCGAUAACGUCAGAGUACCUCCGACAAGUACUAAACAAGCAAGAUGGUAGCUAAAUAUUUGAUCGUCAUGUGUGUGGCCAUCCACUGCUGCUUGGGAGGCGUAGUUCCCGCAGUCCCAGCAGUUGCUGCUGUUCCUGCCGCUUAUUCAGUGCCCUACGCAUCGUCCUACAGUGCUAGCGUCGUCAACCAUGCCAUCGCCGCACCAGUAGCUCAGCCACUGGUUGCUGCCCCAUCAUUUGCUCAGUACGCCGCCUACAGCGCUCUGCCAUAUGCAUACGCUCCUGCACCUUUGAUCGCCGGAUAGGAAUUCUACCGAUAGGAACUCUCAUCUUUGGCCACUACCUUGCUCAAAUAACACGCCACUCCAAAACUGUGCAUGGGAAUCAUAAGAACUUAAAUCAAUAGUUUCGCUCAUAUUUUUUUCAAAAAGUUUCCUGUUUUUCCAAUUUAUGAUUUCCAUAGUUGCAGGUUUUUGUACAUUCGAAUUCUUCUUUCAUUUAAUUAAAUUUGAUGAA
This is a messenger RNA of Coccinella septempunctata (seven-spotted ladybird), 592 nucleotides long. RefSeq lists its product as uncharacterized. The transcript is spliced from 2 exons. NCBI's taxonomy places the organism in Eukaryota, Metazoa, Arthropoda, Insecta, Coleoptera, Coccinellidae. The coding region runs from base 121 to 381 and encodes 86 amino acids. The record is from RefSeq and is a predicted model, not a curated record.